AUGGAUUCUUCAAGAUUCAAUCAACUGAGUAUUACUAAUUCAAGCGAUUUUAAUCCUGACAACUCCAGCCUUAAUCACAAGCGACAGAUCAAAAACUCAAGUGGUGAUCCUACCGAGUUCUUUAAAAAACAGCGAAUCGGAGACAAUGGUUUUUUCCGUUUCAGUGAUGCUUUUUAUAACGCAUUGCUAUCAACUUCAACAACUUCAUCGGAAUCGGAAGCAAUGGUAGAUAAUUUGUUAGUGGAUGAUCAAUUUAGUAAUCUUCCUGACGAUAUCAUCCACCAAAUUAUUUCAGACCUUGAAAACAAAGACUUGGCUGGUCUUAAUUUGACUUCGCGGAGGUUCAGAGAUUUAUGUCUUACGAGACCUUGUCCGAUAUUUGAUUCUACAAAACAUCUUUCAAAUAGAUUGCAACGCCAUGAGUUUAUAUUACAUAUUACUAACUUUUUCGCUAAGCGUAAAAAGGUUAAGAGCAAUAAGGAGAUAAAGCGAUUUUCUCUUCGUUGGCAUUGUCAGGAUGAGCGUAAUCAUCUUGUCGAUGAACGUAUUUUGGUAGAGCAGUGGAUUGAUGAAGUGCUGGAUUCCAGUUUCAGUGUUCGCGAGCUUGUUCUUCACCUUGGUUGGCCGGAGAGAAAGCUGAGCAGACCGUUUUUGCUUCCUGUAAACCAAUCGUUAAAGUAUUUGGAAUUAUAUUUGUAUGGAAAAAAUCUGACAUUACCGUCUGUUAAUCCGAAUUCUGAUAUGGUCUCCCUGGAGAAGUUGUCGCUGUUUAUGGUAAAAGUUGACGAGAAUCAGAAUCUGGGCGAAUGGAUUUCACAGUCUUGCAAGAAACUUAAUAGAUUAGUCUUAAACGACUGUGCUGGGUUAAGUAAUCUCGAGAUAAAAAGCGAUUCCAUCGAACAGCUCACAUACGAAUGCACGAGUGAGAUUAAUGAAUUUCUCGGUUUUCAUAUUUCAGCUACGAAUCUAAAACAAUUGCAUAUAACUUGGAAAUUCUUGCCAUCUAAUAAUAAAUCUGUAACACUCCAUACCCCGAAUCUUGAAUUUCUGAACUGGAAUUGUUAUCCUGUACAGAAUUGUGAUAUAGACCAACUCAACUCGCUAAAGCGUGCUUCUGUUUCGUUUCCAUCGCCAUCGCUGAUUCAUCUACCUCGCGGUCAUAUUAGUGCCAAUGGUUUGAGCAAGCUGAUGCAGUCUAUACAAGCUGUUAAAUUCCUGAAUUUGAACAGUUUGUAUAUAGAGACAUUGUUUAUAAACGGUUUUGAGUCUAUUGAGUUCAGGAAUUUGGAGAAGUUGCAAGUGGAAUAUUAUGGCAAAAUGGACGGUAAACAAUUGGGCAUGAUAUAUUCGUUUCUGAAAACAGCAAGAAAUCUGGAAUUAGUUAGCACUUCCAUAUACGGCGGCCGUAACAUUUUCACACCUGUUAGUAAAUCUCUCGAGUUUCAGAAUCUACCCAUUUCAGAGUUUCAGAAUCGGAUAGCCCGUAUGAAAUUCUGGAAAACUAAAUUUGCAAGUAAUGGAUAG
This is a messenger RNA of Mercurialis annua (annual mercury), 1524 nucleotides long. RefSeq lists its product as uncharacterized. The record is from RefSeq and is a predicted model, not a curated record. The transcript has a single exon. Lineage: Eukaryota; Viridiplantae; Streptophyta; Magnoliopsida; Malpighiales; Euphorbiaceae. Gene Ontology annotation, molecular function: protein binding. Bases 1 to 1524 code for a protein of 507 amino acids.